AAACUCAGUUCAGAAGAGAGUUUUAAAAUAUGUUAAGAAUUAUCAUCCACCCCUUUUGGAUUCUUGUUUUGUUUUUAGUUAAGUUGUGGAAGAAAAAAAAGGUAGGAGAAAUGAUCAACACGUCACCCAAACAACGUGACGUACCGAACAGUUUGGUAACCUGUGACGUCUUCAGGGACCACCGGACAAAUCACUGCGGUUCAAACUUAAUAUCGCUCUCUUGCUGUCAUUACUACCACAGAACGUGAUUAUAUAUACUUAAAAACAAAAAUCAUCUACGUUCAUUUAAAAAAACAAACUUCUUCUAAAAGUGAAAUUAUCUAAUCAUUUUUCUUUUUUAGCAGAAACUUAAGACGAAGUGUAAAUGCAGUGUUUAUGUUAUAGUCCGGAUAUAUUAAAAACAGAUGUAUGUUUUAUCCUUUAAUGAACACAUUAAGAGCUUUAAACAUGUAUAUUUGUGUAGUUUAGAUUCAGCACGUUAAAUAGUUAUUUACCCAAUUAUGCGACUUUGCUGCAAGAUGACUUGCUGUAAUAUUUAUAGGAUUUCUGGAGAAGUUUGAAUUUUUCUUUUGCAUUUCAUUGACUGUCACAUUGUCUAAAAGGUAUAUCCAUCUGUUUGUCCACGAUCAUCCAUCUAUCCAAUUAAGUAUCAAAUUUCUGCUGUUAGCUCAAAGUGAAUUUUGUUUUUAUAUUUUAAAAAUUACCCCAAAAAGGCCUGAGAGAUUUUUAAAUUUGUGCCUGAAAACAUAAAGAAGAUUGACAAGGCAAGACCCUAUAAGAACAUAUUUUCUAAAACGCUUUACAUGACUAGAAAGAAAAAUAAAACAACAAUAAAAUCACAUUGCAAUGACAAAAUGCAAGGAUAAACAAUGAUGUACAUCAUAAAGUGAACAUCAUCAUAAAGUAGACUUUAUGAUGUUCCAGGUAUUAUUAAUCAAAGGCAUCUCUAAGCAAAAUGGAUUUAGCCUUGAUUUAAAAAACUGUGUUUAAUCAGUUUUGCAGUUUUCUAUAAGUGUGUUCCAGAUUAGUGAAGUAUAAAAACUGAAUGGUGCUUUUAUCAUUGUAUUUGAUUAAAAGUAUAGGAAGAUGUUUAUUUCCUUUGUGGAUUCUAAUUCAUUUCAUGAAGCAAAAAAUAAAUAAAUACAAGCUUUACAGGCAUAAAAGUGCUGUCCAUUGCUUCACAUAAUCCUGUCUAUGCUUCCUCUUCCAGGAGCUGGAGCAGAUCUUGACAUGGCUGACUGAGGAAGGUUUUGCACCUGAGGCCUCCGGCGUACCUUCCUUCACACACGAAGCUGUCUGGACAGUGUGACUAAGGAUCUGGGAACAAAACGCUUGCAACAUUUUGCAGAGAUGGCAGAGGUACGCAAGUCCUUGGAGCAGAUCAAAAUCUUCACAGAGCAGAAAGACGUUUUGGCUCAGGAGAUACAAGAUGAGAACGAACAACUCAGAAAGCAGCUGCUGCACCUCGUUUCACUGCAAGAUUCCCAGAUAAAUGAAGUUGCUAAAAUGUUGUACCAGCAGGGUCUCACUGAGCUGAUUCACAGCUCCCCCAGUGAGCAGGUGGCGUAUCUCCUGGUGGAGAGGGCUUCCCUGCUUGAGAUGAAUCAGGAUCCUGGUGAUGGAGACCCAGAGAGUCGACUGAGGACCCACGCAGAACCACUGAACCCCGUCAUAUGUGCGCCCACCCACAAGAGGUCCCCACGACCUUUACAAAGCUCCUGGAAGAAAAUAUUUGGACUCCAUAAGACUUUGCAGAGCAAGCACACCUUCGUACCUGGUGGGGAGACACCUUUGGCCGGUGAACCAAGACGUUUGGAGAAGGAGUGUUCCCGACUGGAGCGGGAUGUGGAAGAAGGUUCCCGCAGGUUGGCCAUGGCCCACAACGAGAUCCGGCAUUUGAAAGAUGAACUGGAGUCUGCUCAGAAUUGGUCUCUGCUCGGAUCAGACCUCUCUGCUCGCAUGCAAAUUCUUUUCUGCUCUUUUGGAAGAAAAAGUACCGUUGCCUGGCAACCUCUCAGCCAAUAGAAUAAAAGUGUUGUACUGGG
Molecule: messenger RNA, 2045 nt
Organism: Xiphophorus hellerii (green swordtail)
Lineage: Eukaryota; Metazoa; Chordata; Actinopteri; Cyprinodontiformes; Poeciliidae
Exons: 5
Coding region: 1351-2025 (224 amino acids)
Source: RefSeq, a predicted model, not a curated record